Molecule: messenger RNA, 1787 nt
Organism: Hipposideros armiger (great roundleaf bat)
Lineage: Eukaryota; Metazoa; Chordata; Mammalia; Chiroptera; Hipposideridae
Gene: BPGM
Product: bisphosphoglycerate mutase
Exons: 3
Coding region: 184-963 (259 amino acids)
Biological process (GO): glycolytic process
Molecular function (GO): intramolecular phosphotransferase activity
Source: RefSeq, a predicted model, not a curated record
ACUGCCCCUUCUGGCGCCCGGGCUAGAAAAGAGAGUUGAUGCCGGCGGCAGUGAUGAGUCCUAGGCGGCGCUGCUUGCUCUGCGGCUUCGAAGAGCGGCUUCUGCUGGUGGCCUCUUUGCAGAUGUUUUUCUGCCGUUGAACCUUGGCCCAUCUGAAGGCACGAGGGACGCUCCGCCAUCAGUAUGUCCAAAUACAAACUGAUUAUGUUAAGACAUGGAGAGGGUGCUUGGAAUAAAGAGAAUCGUUUUUGUAGCUGGGUGGAUCAGAAACUUAACAACGAAGGAAUGGAGGAAGCCCGGAACUGUGGGAAGCAGCUCAAAGCGCUCAACUUUGAGUUUGACCUUGUGUUCACAUCCAUCCUUAAUCGGUCCAUCCACACGGCCUGGCUGAUCCUGGAAGAGCUGGGCCAGGAGUGGGUACCCGUGGAGAGCUCCUGGCGCCUGAAUGAGCGUCACUACGGCGCCUUGAUCAGCCUCAAUAGGGAGCAGAUGGCUUUGAAUCACGGCGAGGAGCAAGUGAGGCUCUGGAGAAGAAGCUACAACGUGACCCCGCCGCCCAUCGAGGAGUCUCACCCUUUCUACCACGAAAUCUACAAUGACCGGAGGUAUAAAGUGUGCGAUGUGCCCGUGGACCAGCUGCCGCGGUGUGAAAGCUUGAAGGAUGUCCUGGAGAGACUCCUUCCCUUUUGGAAUGAAAGGAUUGCCCCUGAAGUGUUACGUGGCAAAACCGUUCUGAUAUCUGCUCAUGGAAAUAGCAGUAGGGCACUCCUGAAACAUCUGGAAGGCAUCUCAGACGAAGACAUCAUCAACAUCACUCUUCCUACCGGUGUCCCCAUUCUCCUGGAACUGGAUGAGAACCUGCGCGCUGUUGGGCCUCACCAGUUCCUGGGAGACCAAGAGGCUAUCCAGGCUGCCAUUAAGAAAGUAGAAGAUCAAGGAAAAGUGAAAAAAGCUGAAAAAUAAAGUCUUUCCCAAGUCCUGGCUAAGAAUAGCUGCAAAAAGGAGUGGCAUGCAGUAUGUUAUAUAGGUGCUGAUCUCAAUAUCUCCCUCCUUCCUUGCCUCCCUCCAUCCCUCCCUCCAUCCCACCUUCCGUAUCCUGGUUUUUCCUGAUUUUUCCAGAGCUAGGCUGUGGGGUAAAGUUUGUAUAGCUAACUAGGGAACUUAUGUUGGCCCAGAUAAGGACUUUAGGAUGCUUGAGUGCUUGCAACAUAAAUCUUACGGGUUCGCUCUCCUGCUGGCCCUGUGUGAAUUCGUCACUAAACUUGUAACCGGUGGGGCUUCAUCAAUGUCCUGAGUUUCUGAGAUGGGAGAGUGAUCAGUGGAGGUAAAGUUUCAGGUAUUCAUCAUGCAGUAAAUCAUUAUCGUGUCACCACUGGCAGGUACUACUCCAAUAAGUAGGUCACGUCUAUAUUUACUAAGACUUUCUGGGAUGAUAGAAAAGGAUAUUCGAUAAUGCACUAUACUUAAGUAUUUAUUACUAGUCUUUUCCUCUAGGAAAAGGGAUGCUUUGAAAGGUACGACAGGAGGCCCAUGAAAUGGGAAGGCCACAGAAAGGUUCCUCCAAGACAGCCAACGACAGAACAAGGCCCUUGGCCUCGUCUGUAGUCUAGAGACAUCCUUUGCUUGACAUUUUUGGUGGAAUUUCUCUUCGGCAGCUAUUAUAGAAUUAGCAGCACGUAGACACCUGUAACCCUUUUUUUUGUUUUGUUUUGUUUCUGUUUUUUGAAUCUUAAUCCUUGGGUACUUAAAAUUGGUUUAGGAAUAAAGUUCUGUGACCGAAAAAUGUA